This is a messenger RNA of Anoplopoma fimbria (sablefish), 2742 nucleotides long. RefSeq names its product endoribonuclease ZC3H12A-like. Gene Ontology annotation, cellular component: cytoplasmic ribonucleoprotein granule; nucleus. The record is from RefSeq and is a predicted model, not a curated record. Lineage: Eukaryota; Metazoa; Chordata; Actinopteri; Perciformes; Anoplopomatidae. The transcript has 5 exons. The coding region runs from base 1 to 2742 and encodes 913 amino acids. Gene Ontology annotation, molecular function: metal ion binding; mRNA binding; RNA endonuclease activity.
AUGGGCGUGAAGGACCAUCUGGAGGAUGGGACAGGCCACAUCCUCAGCCUGGGGCUGGAUCUGGACUACCUCCACGUGGAAGGUGCUGGGCGGCAAGUCGGCCUGAGCACUGUGACGGGCGCUGGUGAUCUAGGGGUCAAAGCCGGUGACCCGAAUAACAGCAGUGACAGUAUCGGUAGUAGCAGCACAAGUUUAAGUACUCAUUCCAGCUACAGCAGCAGCAGUAGUUGCAGUAACUUCUCUGACAGUGACGAUGAACGGCUCCAGAACGGGUCCGGUUCUGAAUCUCAAAACCCUCAGCACCCAGAGUCCUCUUCAGUCCCUCAGACGGCCAGGCUGGACCUGGCACCCAACCGAUCCCCUGGAGACCCCCCACAGCCGGAGACAUCCCCGCCCACUGACCCUGUCACAGACUACCGCUCUAAGGUGGAGUUCGCCCUCAAGCUGGGCUACUCUGAGGAUCUGGUGCUGCUGGUGCUGAGGAAACUGGGCCCAGACGCACUCAUCAACGACAUCCUGGGUGAGCUGGUCAAACUGGGAACCAAGACGGAGAUGGAGCAACCAGGAUGUCCGGCUGUCUCCCAGUCUCCCUCCUCCUCUUUGUCUUCCUCUUUGGCCUCCUUCUCCUCCUCCUCCAACUCCUCUCUGGACUCUGGUCGGCUGCUGUGUCCGUCCCAGCUGCUGGAGGACAAAGACAACCUUCGGCCUGUUGUGUUGGAUGGAAGCAACGUAGCCAUGAGUCAUGGAAAUAAGGAAGUGUUCUCCUGCCAAGGCAUCCAGCUGGCUGUUGAUUGGUUCUUGGAGCGAGGUCACCGUGACAUCACUGUUUUUGUCCCUGCUUGGAGAAAAGAGCAGUCACGCCCUGAUGCUCUCAUCACAGACCAGGAAACCCUACGGCGGCUGGAGAAAGAGAAGAUCCUGGUUUUCACUCCGUCGCGCCGUGUGCAGGGACGGCGUGUGGUUUGCUACGACGACCGCUUCAUCGUCAAACUGGCCUACGAGUCAGACGGCAUCAUUGUUUCCAACGACAACUACCGUGACCUCGCUAAUGAGAAGCCAGAGUGGAAGAAGUUCAUCGAUGAGCGUCUGCUGAUGUACUCCUUUGUGAACGACAAGUUCAUGCCACCAGAUGACCCACUGGGACGACACGGACCCAGUCUGGAGAACUUCCUGAGGAAGAUACCUAUUAUUGCUGAACACAGGAAGCAGCCGUGUCCUUAUGGAAAGAAGUGCACAUAUGGCCACAAGUGCAAGUUUUACCACCCUGAAAGGGGCAGCCAGCCCCAGCGUGCCGUGGCUGAUGAGCUCCGUGCCAGCGCCAAAAUGUCAUCAGUGGCUUCUAGAGGUCUGCUGGAAGAUGCCCUGAUGGCGAAGAGCCAAAGUUCUGGUCAACCAGAAAGAUUCGCUGAGGCCGAGCCAAGUCGGAGCACUCCAAAGAAACAGUCGAACCCCAGCCCUCGCAGCUCCUUCACCGACCUCCUGGAGGACAGGCUUCGGAUGCAGUCCAAAGUUGAAGGACGUAGGGGAAGCAACAGCAGCGGCAGCAGCUGUAACAGCAGCUUCCUAGGGUAUCCUGCUCCGAGCGGACCACCUUCAUCGGGAAGCUAUGACCGAUGGGAGCACCCUGGGGGAAACGGUGGAGGCAGCUCCAGGGUUGCUGGUUCCUCUGGACCAAGCCAGGCUGAAACCUACCACAGAUGCAGAUCUCCAGAUCUGGGCUACAGCUCAAUGGUGAAGGCCUACUCCAGCCUCAGUCUGGUGGUGCCACAGAGUCCUGAGUGCUUCCUCCCGUCCGAUCUGCGAGCUGGAUCGAUGCUGUCGGACUGUAGCAGUGAAGGCAGCUCGGACUCUUUCUCCCCGGACCCCUUGUUAGACGAUGGCCCCAAGUGCCACCAUCACCACCACCAUCCUCACCACCACCACCAUCACUGCUCUGGCCAGUACGCCCACCCCGUGAGCCGUGUUCCUCCUGGACUGGGCCACCACACUCCUCACGGCUAUCCCGUUCCUCAAGCGCUGCGGAGACAACUUGGUUUCGGCUUGGAUGACCCUCCAGCGUCUGCUCCCUCUCGUGUAUCUCCACAUCCAUUCAAGUCCCCUUCGGCUUACAUCCCAACCCACCUUCAGCACCCAUUGUUGAGCAGCUUCCCGGGGGACUUCCCAGCUCGUCCACUGCAAGAAUCCCAUGUUCACACCCACUCUCUGAGCUCCCCGCUGGGUCGCAAUUUGAUGGGUUCCCUUUGGCAGGAGGGCGGGCUCCAGGACUCCCAAGUAUACAACGGGUCACCACUUCAUUCCAGAAUAAACCACUCCAGUCUAAACCAACAACCACAGCAUCCUGUAAACUGGGACGCCCAUUACCAGCAGUCCCCCAAGCCUCGCUACGAUCCGUACGCAUUCCAGAACCUCCCAGAAGUCCUUGAGAAGGCUUGGCACUCUCCUUGGGGCAGGCAAACCCAUUCAUCCCCCCGAGGCCUUUCAGAAUCAAGCCUCCAACCGCUCCCCCAGCUGUCCCUUCCACCCAUCACAGCCCGCAAAAACCACCUACCACCGGCGCCCCAGCACCAGGAACCCCCUGCCCUGGGCCGAUACCAGGACCUCAGAGAGAGGGUGUUUGUCAACUUGUGCCGCAUCUUCCCUUCUGAUCUGGUGAGGAUGGUGAUGACCAGGAACCCUCAUGUGGUGGAUGCUCAGGAGCUCGCGGCUGUGAUACUGAUGGAGAAAUCGCAGCACGGUACUUGA